AUGCCGGCCUCCAAAGCCGUUGCCGGGGUGUUAAACCGUCAAGGUAAACCCCUGGGUACGGGAACGAGUUCGAACAAGCGGAAGGAGAGCCGCCUAGCCCAGUUUGGCCCAGGGUCAGACCGGGGCGGGUGGGAGUUCUCCAAAGCUGCCAGAGCUCAAGAAGCAGCUCAGCAAGAGGAAGAGAAAGAGGAGGAGGAGUGGGAAGAGUGGGAAGAGUGGGAAAAGUGGGAAAAGUGGGAGGAGGAGGAGGACCCUUGGAAAAGGGGCCAGUGGCAAGGCUACCAGAGUAGCUCGAGCAGCCAGCCCUGGCCCGAGUCCAGCAGGGACUGGGGUUGGGGUGACUGGCAGGGGUGGAAGGAGUGGAAAGAAUGGAAGGAGUGGAAAGAGUGGAAGGAGUGGAAGGAGCAAGGCCCUAGAAAUAGGGCCGACGACGACGAGCAGUGGCAGAAGUGGAAGGACUGGAAGGAGAAAAGCCCUAGAAAUAGGGCCGACGACGACGAGCUCAACCAAGCUCGUCCAGAGGUCGGCGACAGGAGGCACCGCCGAUCCGCUUCGUCGUCGACUUCCCGCUCCCGCACUCCGCCAAGCAAGCCCCUAGAUGCGGUGCCGCCCGAAGGCAUCGACAUCGUGGGUGCAGAGCAGGGAAGAAAGACGGAGCCCUUGAAAAAGGAGACGGAGCCCGAGAAAAAGGAGCCGGAGCCCAAGAAGAUGCCCUUGAAAAAGGGUGCAAAGCAAGCUGCCAAGGCUGAGGCCUCUGCCAGCUCAGGUGUCAACCCUAGAAACAGGGGUGUCACGGCUGAGGCCUCUGCCAGCUCGGGUGUCAACCCUAGAAAUAGGGUUGACAGGGUCCUCAAAGCUGGAAGGGUCUGUGUCGACUACCACCAGACCCUCCAGAUCAACAAAGAGAGCUACAUCCGGCCGAUGUGGAAGGCUGCGAUACAGGCUCUAGCCCGUGCAGACUGGGAAAUCUGCAUCGUGAGCUUCGUGACCCCAAACAACCGCGAGGAAAGAGCUCAAGAGAUCUGGGGUCAGUUGGGGGCCGUCGGUCUGACGGACAGCAUCCAAGGUCUGUGGACCUGCUCUGAAAGGAGCGGUCCAGACGGAAAGACCAGGCUUGCUGUGAGCUUGGGGUGUUCGGCCAUUAUCGACGACAAUGCCGAGAUUUUGGCCGAAGCCCGCAGUGCAGGUUUGGUGGUUUUCCCAAUAACCACCAAAAGGGAAAAGCACACGGCCUUGAAAAAGGAUGGUGUGACUGUGUACCGAGACCUGCCUUCGGCAAGCGAGGCAAUGCUGUGUCGAAUGAUAGACACAGCAGACCUUUAG
Molecule: messenger RNA, 1323 nt
Organism: Symbiodinium necroappetens
Lineage: Eukaryota; Dinophyceae; Suessiales; Symbiodiniaceae
Source: the annotation of a GenBank genome assembly